AUGAAUGAAGUGGUCAAGGGUGAUGGUGAGGAUGAUGAAGGUGAAGUGUCUGCUGAUGGAAUGAAGGUGGUCAGGCUGGUGAAGGUGAUUGAAGACACCACCAGAAGACCCCUCUGGAGGACAGCCACCAGAAGACCCUCGCACCUCUUGAGGACAGCGCCCAGAAGAGCUAGCGCCCCUGGAAGACAGCCACACCGAAGACAGCCACCAAGACGACCAGCCAGAGGCCUACUGGAAGGACAGCCACCAGAAGACCUCGCCCCUCUGGAAGACAGCAGCGCCAGAAGACCACGCCCCUCUGGAAGACAGCCACACGACAGAGAAGACCCACACCCCCCCUCUGGAAGACAGCCACCACCACCUGCCCCUCUGGAAGACAGCCACCAAAAGACCACCCCAUCUGGAGACAGACCAGAGACCUCGCCCCUCUGGAGGAACAGCCACCAGAAGACCUCCCCUCUGGAAGACCAGCCACCAGAAGACCAGGACCACGCCCUCUGGAGAGACAGCCACCAGAAGAAGACCCACCAGAAGACCCGCCCCUCUGGAAGACAGCCACCAAGACCUCGCCCCUCUGGAAGACAGCCACCAAAGACCUCGCCCCUGGAAAGACAGAAGACCACCCUGAAGACCAGACGCCCCUCUGGAGACAGCCACCAGACCGACCACGCCCUCUGGAAAGACAGCCACCAGAAGACCAAGCCCCUCUGGAAGACAGCCACCAGAAGAACCCCUCUGGACAGCCACCGGAAGACCCUCGCCCUCUGGAAGACAGCCACCAGAAGACCACGCCCCUCUGGAAGACAGCCACCAGAAGACCACGCCCCUCUGGAGGACAGCCACCAGAAGACCAGAAGACCCCGAAGACACGCCCUCUGGAAGAUGCCAGCAGCCAGAAGCACCACGCCCCUCUGGAAGACAGCCACCAGAAGACCUCCGCUGCCUCUCAGGAAGGACAUUGACCACCCCCUGGAAGACACCACCAGAAGACCACCCCUCUGGAGAGACAGCCACAGAAGACCACGCCCUCUUAAGCCACCAGAAGACCACGCGAAGACGCAGAGUGUCGGGAACAUGCCACCAGAAGACCUCGCCCCUCUGGAAGACAGGCCCACGCCCACCAGAAAGACUCGCCCCUCUGGAGGACUAGCCACCAGAGACCCACGCCCCGCCUCUGAAAGACAGCCACCAGAAGACCUCGCCCCUCUGGAAGACAGCCACCAGAAGACCUCCGCCCUCUGCCCCUCUGGAAAGACAGCCGACCAGAAGGAACCACGCCCCCCUCUGGAAGACAGCCACCAGAAGAACCACACCUCAGCGCCCUCUGGAAGACAGCCACCAGAAGACCACGCCCCUCUGGAAGACAGCCACCAGAAAAGACCCCCUCUGGAGGACAGCCACCAGAAGGACCACGAGGACAGCCCACCAGAAGCACCUCGCCCCCUCUGGAAAGACAGCCACCAGCCCCUCUGGAAGACAGCCACCAGAAGACCAAGCCCCUCUGGAAGACAGCCACCGGAAGACCACGCCCCUCUGGAAGACAGCCACCGGAAGACCCUCGCCCCUCGGAAGACAGCCACCGGAAGACCACGCCCCACUGGAGGCAGCCACUCAGAAGACCUCUGGAGGACAGCCACGCAGAAAGAACUCUGGAAGACAGCCACCAGAAGACCAGAAGCCCCCUCUGGAAGACAGCCACCAGAAGACCACCCCUCUGAAGACAGACCCAGAAGACCACGCCCCUCUGGAAGACAGCCACCAGAAGACCGCGCCCCUCUGGAAGACAGCCACCAGAAGACACGCCCCUCCUGGAGACAGCCACCAGAAGACCACGCCCUCUCGAGACAGCCACCAGAAGACACGCCCCUCUGGAGAGACAGCCACCAAGACCAGACAGACAGCCACGCCCCUCUGGAAGACACCAGCCAGACAGAAGACCUCGCACCAGAAGACCCGCCCCUCUGGAGGACAGCCACCAGAAAGACUCGCCCCAUACUGGAAAGACCAGCCCACCAGAAGACCAAGCCCCUCUGGGGACAGCCACCAGAAGACCACGCCCGCACUUGGAAGACAGCCAGCGCAGAAGACCUCGCCCCUCUGGAGGCAGCCACCAGAAGACCACCAGACAGCCACCAGAAGACCCACGCGCCCCUGGAAGACAGCCACCAGAAGACCUCGCACCCAGAAAGACGCUCAGCCCCCUCGCCCCUGGAAGACACCCAGAAGACAAGACAGCACCAGAAGACCUCGCCCUGGCUUGGAAGACAGCCCUCCCCCUCUGGAAGACAGCCACACAGAAGACGGCACGCGCCCUCUGGAGACAGCCACAGAAGACCUCGCCCUCUCUGGAGGACAGCCACCCAAAGAAGACCAACCCCUCUGGAGGACAGCCACCAGAAGACCUCCGACCUCGCCUCUCUGGAAGACAGGACCAGAACAGCCACCAGAAGGACCACGCCCCUCUGGAAGACAGCCACGAGAAGACUCAAGCCCUCUGGAAGACAGCCACCCAGAAGACCACGCCCCCUCUGGAAGACAGCCACCCAGAAGACCCACGAAGCCACCAGAAAGGAGACCUCGCCCUCUGGAAGACAGCCAGCGGCGCAAAAGACCUCGCCCUCUGGAAGAGCAGCCAUCAGAAGACAAUCGCCGCUGCUGGACAGCCAGAAAGACCACGCCGCUCUGGAAGACAGACCAGACAAGACUUCGCCUCUGGACCACCAGAAGACCACGCCCCUUGGAGCCCCCUGGACAGCCACAGAAGACCUCGCCCCUCUGGAAGACAGCGCGCAGAAGACCACUCUCUGGAAGACAGUCCACGCAGAAGACAUCGGCCUCUCUGGAAGACAGCCCCAGCCAAGACGGCCUCGCCCCUCUGGAAGACAGCCACCAGAAGACCACGCCCCUCUGGAAGACAGCCACCAGAAGACCACGCCCCUCUGGAGGACAGCCACCAGAAGACCACGCCCCUCUGGAAGACAGGCCUCGCCCCUCGGAAGACAGCCACCAAAGAACCUCGCCCCGUCUGGAAGACAGUACAAGCCACCAGAAGACCUCGCCCCUCUGGAAGACAGCCACCGGAAGACCACGCCCCUCUGGAGACAGCCACCAGAAGACCACGCCCUCUGGAGGACAGGCCACCAGAAGACCACGCCCCCUCUGGAAGACAGCGCACGCAGACAGCCACGCAGAAAGACCACGCCCCUCUGGAGACAGCCCCUCUGGAAGACAGCCACCAGAAGACCAAGCGCCCCUCUGGAAAGACAGCCACCGGAAGACCAGCGCCCCUCUGGAAGGACAGCCACGAAAGGCCAACGCCCCUCUGGAGGAACAGCCACCAGAAGACCACGCCCCUCGCCCUCUGGAGGACAGCACCAGAAGACCACGCCCUCAGACAGACCAGCCCCUCUGAAGACAGCAACCAGAAGACCACGCCCCUCUGGAAGACAGCCACCAGAAGACCACGCCCCUCUGGAAGACAGCCACCAGAAGACCUCGCCCCUCUGGAAGGCAGCCACCAGAAGACACCCCCCUGGAAGACAGCCACAAAGACCUGCCCCUCUGGAAGACAGCCACCAGAAGACCACGCCCCUCUGGAAGACAGCCACCAGAAGACCAGCACCACGCCCUCUGGAAGACAGCACCAGAAGACCACGCCCCUCUGAAGGCAGAAGACCACGCAGAGGACCACGCCCUCUGGAAGAAGAGAAGACCAAGACAGCCACCAGAAGACCACGCCCCUCUGGAAGACAGCCACCAGAAGACCUCGCCCCUCUGGAAGACAGCCACCAGAAGACCUCGCCCCUCUGGAAGACAUGCCCGGAAGACAGCUCCACGCCCCUCUGGAAGACAGCCACCAGAAGACCACGCCCCUCUGGAAGACAGCCACCAGAAGACCUCGCCCCUCUGGAAGACAGCCACCAGAAGACCACGCCCCUCUGGAAGACAGCCACCAGAAGACCACAGCCACCAGAAGACCACGCCCCUCUGGAGCACCAGCCACGCAGACAGGACCAAGCCCUCUGGAGGACAGCCACCGCCCCUCAAGCCACCAGCCAUUACAGCCACCCCCCCUCUGGAGGACAGCCACCAGAAGACCAAGCCCCUCUGGAGGACAGCCACCAGAAGACCACGCCCCUCUGA
Molecule: messenger RNA, 4143 nt
Organism: Penaeus vannamei (Pacific white shrimp)
Lineage: Eukaryota; Metazoa; Arthropoda; Malacostraca; Decapoda; Penaeidae
Source: RefSeq, a predicted model, not a curated record